Molecule: messenger RNA, 1056 nt
Organism: Ectocarpus siliculosus
Lineage: Eukaryota; Phaeophyceae; Ectocarpales; Ectocarpaceae
Source: the annotation of a GenBank genome assembly
AGCCAGCUGUAGCGGCGGGGCACAAGCGGCAUCAUGUCUGGAGCUGCGAAGGCUAAGUCGCAAACGAAAACAAGUGGGCGCCCAAGCGUUGGCCAUUUUCUCAUGACACCAGUGACCGACGUCGCCAGCGAACCCCGCUUGCAAAGGAUCAGGAAGCUAAUACACAUCCCUCGCGUGCGCAAUAUUUUGCAGGCCGCGUUCAACAAAAUCCCAAACAGUGGGCCCCUCCUGCCCCUCAUCAACGGCGCGUUGGUGCUGGGAGCGGUGGGCUACUGCGGGUACAACUCGGUAUUCACAGUGGAUGGCGGGCACCGUGCGAUCGUGUUCAACCGGCUGAGCGGGGUGAAGGAGGGGGUCAUGGCGGAGGGGAUGCACUUCAUUAUCCCCUGGUUCGAGUGGCCUUACAUCUACGACUCGCUAACUGGGUCUAAGGACUUGCAAAUGGUGAGCAUCACGCUCCGUGUGCUGACCAAGCCCGAUCCCUUCAAGCUCCCCUUCAUCUACCGCAGGUUGGGCAAGGACUACGAUGAGCGUGUGCUGCCGUCCAUCGUGAACGAGGUGACCAAAGCCGUGGUCGCUAAGUACAACGCCUCCGAGCUCCUCACCAAGCGAGAGGCCGUUUCCAAGAACAUCCGGGACGCGCUGCAGAGGCGGGCGGGGGACUUCGGCAUCGUGAUGGAGGACACGGCCAUCACCCAUCUCAGCUUCAGCAGAGAGUACACGGCUGCCGUCGAGGCCAAGCAGGUUGCCCAACAAGACUCGGAGCGUGCCAAGUACGUCGUCGAGAAGGCUCGCCAGGAGAAGAUGAGCAUCGUCAUCAAGGCAGAGGGAGAGGCGCAAUCGGCCAAGCUGGUCGGAGAGGCCAUCAAGGACAACCCGGGGUUCAUCCAGCUCCGACGCAUUGACGCGGCGAAGGAGAUCGCGUCCACCGUGGCAAGGUUCGCUGGGCUGUUCGAGCACAAACACGAGUCAGUUUUUGUGAACUUGGGAGACGUCCCACGGCAGGUGUCAGCCAGCUGUGGGUUGGUUCUGCUGCCUGGUGCUCUCUUCUUUUAA